AUGACAGUGGCUCUUAAGCUGGUGAAGCGACUUUUUUUUUGUGCAGUAUGGGAAAGGUGGGCAAUGAAAGCUCAUGGUGUGGACUGGGAAGACCGGGCGAAGUGUUGUUUGCGAAUCUCAGCGACAUUUGAGUACCACCUACGUGAUGAUAUGCCGCAUUGUGGUCUUGUACACAAGACCUUGGCGAAGGCAGGUGAUGUUGGUGUUUUUUUUUUUUUCAUCCCUUGGACUUUAGCCUGCUCCUCUUAUCUGCUGGCAACGUGGGGGCUGAUGUCCCUUGCGAUGGGGGCGUCUUGCCACACGAGGGUUCAGUACAAUCUCUGUCUCUUGUGUACAGCAUCACUGUAA
This is a messenger RNA of Trypanosoma rangeli, 348 nucleotides long. RefSeq lists its product as uncharacterized. The record is from RefSeq and is a predicted model, not a curated record. Bases 1 to 348 code for a protein of 115 amino acids. The transcript has a single exon. Lineage: Eukaryota; Euglenozoa; Kinetoplastea; Trypanosomatida; Trypanosomatidae.